Populus trichocarpa (black cottonwood) is the source of this 807-nucleotide messenger RNA. RefSeq names its product membrane protein PM19L. The transcript has 4 exons. The record is from RefSeq and is a predicted model, not a curated record. NCBI's taxonomy places the organism in Eukaryota, Viridiplantae, Streptophyta, Magnoliopsida, Malpighiales, Salicaceae. Bases 218 to 682 code for a protein of 154 amino acids.
GGUACGGAAUUGAAGGCAUUUCUUCAAAAUCAAGACAACGCCAUUUCAUAAUGAAAGUAAAGAAAGACAUCAAUCUGGCAGGACCAACAGUUGUUUAUUAAGUAAAUUGGAUAGGCAAUGAUAAACUCCUUGCACAUAUAAUAUAACUGAUCUGAUCUUCUUAGCGUCACAAGGGUGACAGAUUUUCUCUUCCUGGUUUUGAGCCUACCAUUAGGCCAUGGCUUCCGGAGCAAGCAAACCCACUGCCUUCAUGCUCUUAAUCCUUAAUAUGGGGCUGUAUUUUUUCAUGAUAAUAAUCAGUUCAUGGAUUAUAAAUCAUGGAAUUGUAAGAUCUCGUGAAUCAGCGGCUAUUUUGACAAUUCCAGCUCGCAUAUUUCCAAUAUACUUCCCAAUGGGAAAUUUGGCAACAGGUUUCUUCAUCAUUCUCUCCCUUCUUGCUGGCGUUGUGGGCUUCACCUCCUCUAUUACUGGACUCUAUAAUCUUUUUCUCUGGAAUGCUCCAAGCAUACACGCAACAUAUGCGUCUUCUCUUGCAUCAUUGUCACUCACCCUUCUAGCCAUGGGAUUCGCAUGCAAAGAGAUCAACAUAGGCUGGACAGAUUCAGUCUUGCGUACUCUAGAAGUGGUGACAAUAAUUGUGAGUGGAACUCAAUUAUUGUGCACUGUUGCUACCCAUGUUUGAGUUGUAGAUAUGGUCGCACGACAGGAGGAGCCUGGAAGCAAGAGUUUGAUUAAGCCUUCAAUUGGAUGCCUGGCAACUUAGUUCUGUAAACACAUAUAUAUGUUGUAAUAAAAUUAAUUUGUAUU